AUGAGUAAAUAUGGCACAAAAUAUCUUGAACGUGCGUACGCAUAUUGUGGGAUAUUUGAGUCAAGGUCGUUAUCAGAUUCCAUGACGGACUUCAUUGAAGCAGUUUCUAAUCCACUGGCCCCAGAUGCCUUCGUGGGGCAUGGAGAACUGCCGAAUCACAAACUUUCUAACAGUGAUUUCCGCAAAUUGUUAAUGACACCGAAACCGUCAACACAGACAUUAAAAACAGAUGAAACAGGUGAAAGUGGUACACGUGGUUUCGCUCAUCCCUCUGAUCGUUCUGAUCGUAAACGUCAUGAGUCUAGUCAGUCUAGUCAUCGUAGUAAAAAUAAAGUUGGUCAUAAACGUCAUCAUGUCCGGAGUAAAAAAGAUGAUCAAAAACCUGAAACAUCCGAAUCUGUGCAUCGUUAUCGUGAUCGAGCAAAAGAACGACGUGAUGGAAAACUUGUAGUGCCAACAGAAGAAGUGGAGGAUGAACGUGAGAUGGAAAAUGAUGAUGAUGCAUUAACACGUACAGCUGAUUAUCGUGCUGUUGCACCAUCAUCUGCCGCUGGAGCUUCACAUGCUGAACGUCGUCGAAUGAUUAUUCAAGAAUCAAAGUAUCUUGGUGGUGAUAUGGAGCAUACUCAUUUGGUGAAAGGUCUCGAUUAUGUUUUGCUGCAAAAAGUUCGUUUAGAAAUUCAAAACAAAGAAGUCGAAGCUGAACAAGCGCUGGAUGCUGAGCUGACUAAACCAGAUAAAACGAAAGAAAGCACCGUGGGGGAGGAAGGCAUUCAAUUUCGCACAAAUCUUGCAGCAAAUAUCUGUAAUGUUCUAUUCAAUGAACGUCUACCAGAGCGUAAUGAAUACUUUCAACCUGGUCGAAUGGCUUAUCGUAUCGAGUUGGAGGAUGAUUCAGUGGAUUUUGAAGUUCCCGCGACAGUAAUCCGUAGUAAAUCGGAUUGUCUGCAAGUGGAUGGUCGUGCUGCGGGUGCAAUAACUACCAAUGAAAUUGUUAUCAAUAAACUGACUCAAAUUUUAUCCUAUUUACGAGCAGGUAAAAGACAUGCAAAGAGGGCGAAACUCAAAGGACGUGCUGGUGAAAGACCUGAAUUGGAUUAUGAAGAUAUACGGCAUUCACAUACAAUAAGUAAAAUGGCUAAUACUGAUAUAUUUGAAGGUGUUGGUCGUGAAUAUCAACCGACAACAAUUAAAAAACAGACAAAGGAGGACGAGAAUGGAAUGAUGAACGCAUUAGAUGAUUCUAAAUCAUCAGCUACACGAAAUCGUCCAUCAGCAUCGAAUCCAUCGAAUACUACUGAAUCAACCCACCAACAGUCAUCGUAUUUUGAAGUGCCUGCUAAUGCUUCAAACUCUACAAAUGCAAACAAUUCAAUAAAUGCUACAAAAGAAUUUAUGAAUGAGCUGAGUCAACGAUUUGGAAUGAAAGAUGGUGACAAGUUACAAGAAAAAGCAAGUCUUGAACGAUUCUUUGCUAAAACACAAGUCACUUGUUAUGAUGAAUGUUAUCCUGGAUUUGCUGAAUCCUAUGAUGCUAUGGGUGAUUCAGACGAUGAAGCCGAUUUCAGUAAAAUGGAUUUAGGCAAUAAAAAAGGGCCAGUUGGUCGAUGGGAUUUUGAAACACAAGAAGAAUACAGUGAUUAUAUGUCGAAUAAAGAAGCUAUGCCUAGAGCUGCUUUCCAAUAUGGUGUCAAAAUGGCUGAUGGUCGACGUACACGUCGGAUUGGACCAAAAGAUGAAAAAGCUGAGCUGGAUCGUCAAUUACAAAAAAUUCAAACAAUUAUUCAAAAACGCAAACAACUCGCUGAAGAAGGUGAUAGUGUAAUAAAAAAUCCAAGAUUUUGA
Trichobilharzia regenti is the source of this 1845-nucleotide messenger RNA. The record is from the annotation of a GenBank genome assembly. NCBI's taxonomy places the organism in Eukaryota, Metazoa, Platyhelminthes, Trematoda, Strigeidida, Schistosomatidae.